This is a messenger RNA of Emys orbicularis (European pond turtle), 1491 nucleotides long. RefSeq names its product phospholipase A2 group VII (gene PLA2G7). Gene Ontology annotation, molecular function: 1-alkyl-2-acetylglycerophosphocholine esterase activity. The transcript has 11 exons. Lineage: Eukaryota; Metazoa; Chordata; Testudines; Emydidae. The coding region runs from base 1 to 1317 and encodes 438 amino acids. The record is from RefSeq and is a predicted model, not a curated record.
AUGCAGUCUUCAAAAUUUCAUUUACUUUUCCAUUUCCGUUACUGGUUACUCUGGACUAGCAUAGGGAAAUUGGGAGAAAUUAAAUUAGCAGGCUUGUCUGUUAAUGCACAGAUGGAAAUGGGGAGCAAGAGCUCUGCAAAGUUGAAUGGAAUCCCCGAGGGGAAGGGGCCUUACUCUGUUGGCUGCACGGACCUGAUGACUGAUUACACAAUUCAGGGAAGCUUCUUUCGUCUGUAUUAUCCUUCACAAAAUGGCACAAGUAGUGAAGAAACCAAGUGGAUCCCCAGGAAUGAAUAUUAUCGUGGACUUGCCGACUUCCUCAACGUGUACCGGGUGUUAGGAGAGACGUUUUUUCAGUACUAUGUUGGCUCAGUGACAUGUCCUGCAAAAUGGAAUGCUGCUUUCAAGCCUGGAGAGAAAUACCCCCUCAUUAUUUUUUCCCAUGGACUUGGAGCUUUCCGGACUAUAUAUUCUGCUAUCUGCAUUGAGAUGGCAUCUCAGGGUUUUAUAGUUGCUGCUGUGGAGCACAGAGAUGAAUCCUCUUCUGCGACUUAUUACCGUAAGGAGAAUCCUGUUUGUGAAGCACAAGAAGAGGCUACAGAAAAUCCAGAAGAGGAAUGGAUCUACUACAGAAAACUAAAACGAGGUGAACAGGAAUUUCCUCUACGCCACCAACAGUUGCAGCAGAGAACAGAGGAGUGUAUCAAAGCUCUUGACCUCAUUCUUGGUAUUAAUAAUGGAAAUCAUGUAGUGAAUGUACUAUCUUUAAACUUUGAUUGGACUCUGUUAAAGGAGUCUAUUGAUAGUGACAGAAUAGCUGUGAUGGGACACUCUUUUGGUGCUGCCACAGCCAUUAAGACUCUUAGCAAAGACGCUAGAUUCAAGUGUGGCAUUGCCCUGGAUGCAUGGAUGCUUCCUCUAGAUGAUGACGUUUAUUCCAGGGUCGAACAGCCGUUGUUGUUUAUCAACUCAGAAAAAUUCCAGUGGGUUUCAAAUGUUCUAAAAAUGAAGAAACUUUACUCUACUGGCAAAAUAAGAAAAAUGAUCACUAUCAAGGGAUCAGUACAUCAGAGUUUUCCAGAUUUUACCUUCCUGACUGGUAACUUUGUUGGAAAGAUUUUCAAAUUAAAGGGAGAAAUAGACCCAAACAUAGCUAUAGAUAUUAGCAACAAAGCUUCAUUAGCCUUCUUGCAGAAACAUUUAGGUCUGAAGAAAGAUUUUGAUCAGUGGGACGCUCUCGUAGAUGGCGAAGGACAUAAUGUCAUUCCUGGAACCAACACUGAUCUACCCUCAACUCAGCCUGAAUCACUAGAAUGAAGAAACUGAUAAUACCACGCAUACUAAAGCACUUUUUAAGUCUUCAACAAGAUCUUACUUAGUAGUACUGUUGGUCAGCUACUUCCCACAGCUACAGCAUUUUUCUUUCUCUUACUUAUCAAUACAGGUGACUGUGAGGCAAUCUCAUUGCACUUUGAUAAAAGAGUUGCAGGG